Molecule: messenger RNA, 2412 nt
Organism: Photinus pyralis (common eastern firefly)
Lineage: Eukaryota; Metazoa; Arthropoda; Insecta; Coleoptera; Lampyridae
Product: ABC transporter G family member 20-like
Exons: 7
Coding region: 314-2353 (679 amino acids)
Cellular component (GO): membrane
Molecular function (GO): ABC-type transporter activity; ATP binding; ATP hydrolysis activity
Source: RefSeq, a predicted model, not a curated record
UUUGGCAUUUGAAGGUAUUCCAUUAGGACCACGUAAUCACAAAAUAUGCAAUAUAUUAUGUUCUCCUGGUGUAUUCUAUUUUACUUUAAAGGGUAUUGUACCCGUAUCACAGAAUGUUGAGGAAAUUUUUCAAGAAGUAAUGAUCUCCUGACACUUUUUCCUUAAGUUACGCAUCAGGAUCACAGAAAUCUUUGUUCAAAAUUCUGGAUUACACAGUACGCAUUUCACAAGGAUAGGUCCAAGAAACUAUUUUUGCUGCCACGACCCCUUUUGUGACAAAAUUAUUUCUGAGCGCCUAAUCUGUUUCUAGGCAAUGCUGUUCUGCAGCGAAACAAACCACCGCAAAGAUUGUGCAAUUAUACUCCGAAGGGCGUGCAAGAGCUAUGGAUCGUCGCAAGUACUCGAUCUCCUUGAUCUGACCGUACCCAAAGGAAACAUUUAUGCCCUUUUAGGCGCCAGCGGUUCGGGGAAAACGACCCUACUCAGCUGUCUUGUUGGUAACAGGAGGCUCGCCUCUGGAGAAAUGCGGGUGCUAGGCACGGUGCCAGGACAAACGGGAUCGGCCUCGCCAGGACCCCGGGUAGGCUACAUGCCGCAGGAGAACGCCUUGUACCAAGAGCUGACAGUGCGGGAGACCAUGAAGUACUUCGGGUGGAUCGCCGGCUUGUCUACCGAGGACAUCUCGCGCAGCUUGGGGAAGCUAGCCGGCCUGCUGCAGAUUAACAAUGUGGACAAGUAUAUUUCUGCCUUUAGCGGCGGAGAACAGAGACGGAUAUCCUUCGCUGUCGUCUUGCUUUACAGCCCGGAAGUGCUGAUACUGGAUGAGCCAACGGUCGGCUUGGAUCCGCUUCUCAGGGAAUCAGUUUGGCAGUACCUACUCAACCUGGCGCAGGUCGACAGUUGCACCAUACUUUUAACCACGCACUACAUCGAGGAAGCACGCCAGGCGCAUAUGGUGGGAUUCAUGCGAAAGGGAUACGUGGUGGUCGAGGCACCUCCACUAACGCUCCUGAAGCAGUUUAAUGUAAACACCUUAGAGGAAGCCUUUCUAGAAUUGAGUCGGCAGCAGAAUGAUUCUAGGAAGCGACUCGUUUACAGGUUUACAGAGGAAGCGAUGAAUGAUGCGGGGUUUGGAUGCGCGUUGGAAACGAACUCCGCGUCGAGCUGGCAGAAGGUGCGAGCUCUGGUUUGGAAACAGUUCGUGGCGAUGUCCCGGAAUCUCACCUUGCUCACCUUCACGGUCUUGAGCACCUCGAUGUCUGUAGCAAUAUUCUUUCUAGUCUACGGUCACGAUCCCAAAAGCAUCACCGUGGGUGUCGCCAACUACGAGACGAACACCACCAGCUGCUCUCCUCCAGACUGCUAUAGUAAUUCGCUCAGCUGCAAUUACGUCGGGCUACUCAAUCGAGGUGCUCACCUGCGCCAUCUGUCAACGGAAGGCGAAGGUCUCAGUCUUUUGGCAAGUGGCAAACUUCACGCACUCCUCGUAAUCGAGCGCAAUUACAGUCGCACUUUGAGGGAGAAAAUCAUGACUUGGACCCCGAUCAUGGAGUGGCGUUACGACAAUGCGAUCAUUCGAGUGUACAGGGAUUUUUUGGCGAAGGACAUCGCGGCCUACGUCCAAAGGUUCACGACCGAGGCGUUUAGCGACUUCAUUGGGCUCUACCUCAGCAGCUGCAACGUUUCAACGAAACUGAUGGAUUUGCCAAUCCAGUGGAAGGAUCCCGUUUACGGAGGCAAGCAGGUGGAGCUGACCACGAACGGUGCGCCGGCGUUCUUUUUGAUGACCGCCUUCUUCGUGGCCUCGAUGGUGACCUCCACCUCCAUUUUGAUCGAAAAAAGUGAACGCACCUACGAUCGAAUUUUUGCAAUGGGCGUCGGACACGGCGAGAUCCUGGUUUCGCACCUCAUCACCGACUUCUGCUUGGUUCUGGGCCAGAACGCUGCGAUGCUGGUCGUCGCGUUCUGCGUGUUCGGGUUAUCCUCGCAUGGAUCGCUGAUAACAACAGCGAGCUUGGUACUCGCCAACAGUUUCUGUGGGAUGUGCUUUGGAUACGCCAUCGCUAGCAUUUUGCAAGUGGAAAGUUCAGUCAUGCAUCUCAUAUCCGGCUGUAUGACUCCCGCCAUUCUGUUGAGUGGUACGUUGUGGCCGCGAGAGGGGAUGCAUGUGGUCCUACAGGAAGCGGCAUGGUAUCUCCCGGUCUCGCAUGCGGCGCAUUCUAUCAACAGCAUACUCAACAGGGGAUGGGGAUGGACAAAUCCAAGCGUCUAUUUAGGAUUUGUGAACUGUUUCGUAUGGAUAAUAAUUUGUUUAAUUGUAUGUGCCUUUACUAUGCGUUAUAAGCAAAGGUAGAUAGUCAAUUAAUGGGCCAUCUGGAGCAAAUACAGAAAUCAAAUACAUAUACAGCCAAA